Molecule: messenger RNA, 978 nt
Organism: Eruca vesicaria subsp. sativa (arugula)
Lineage: Eukaryota; Viridiplantae; Streptophyta; Magnoliopsida; Brassicales; Brassicaceae
Source: the annotation of a GenBank genome assembly
GUUUGUUUGGUUUCUUUAAAUUCUCAGCUUCUAUACAAAUCUUUCCCAGUUCUUCUUGAAAUUAGGGUUCCCCUUUCCUUCAGAGGACUAAAAAACCCUAAUAUAUUCUUCUCAUUGACUAAAGAGUUAAACCUACUAUAUCUACUUUGGAAGCAAAUUUCAAAGGUAAGAAAAAAGCCGUUGAAAGAGGAAGAAAGGUACACUUAGAUCGUCAAAUAGCCUAAAGAUCUAAAGGCAGGUAUAUAUAUGUAUACGAAUUCAAAAGCAAAUGGCAUCCUCAUCAUCAAAUACAUACAACUCACCAUGCGCGGCGUGCAAGUUUCUUCGCCGCAAAUGCAUGCCGGGAUGCAUAUUCGCGCCAUACUUCCCACCAGAGGAGCCACACAAAUUCGCCAACGUCCACAAAAUAUUCGGAGCAAGCAACGUCACCAAGCUCCUCAACGAGCUACUCCCUCACCAGCGUGAAGACGCGGUGAACUCCUUAGCCUAUGAGGCCGAGGCACGGGUCCGUGACCCUGUCUAUGGCUGCGUCGGAGCCAUCUCUUACCUCCAGAGACAAGUGCAUAGGCUUCAGAAGGAGCUCGACGCUGCUAAUGCUGACUUGGCUCACUACGGUCUGUCCACGUCACCACCUGGUAAUAACGUCGUCGACAUGGUGUUUCAGCCUCAGCCACUUCAGCCACAGACGUUGAACCCGGUUUAUAGGCUUUCCGGGGCGAGUCCGGUGAUGACUCAGCAGCCACGUGGUACUGGAGGGUCGUAUGGGAGUUUUCUCCCUUGGAAUAAUGGUCAUGAUCAGCAAGGAGGUAACAUGUGAGAGUAUAUAAAUUAUGUGUGUGUUCAAUCUAUUCAUCUCUCUACUUAUAUUAUGUGUGUGUGUGUGGUAAGAAUACAAUAUAAUAAGCUGGAAAUUUUUCUAGCCAAUUUUAUAAAUCCAUGGACAAUUCUAAUAUGAUGAGGUAUAUAUUAUGGUUUCCG